Zeugodacus cucurbitae (melon fly) is the source of this 3493-nucleotide messenger RNA. RefSeq names its product protein pigeon (gene pigeon). Gene Ontology annotation, cellular component: trans-Golgi network. Gene Ontology annotation, biological process: positive regulation of amyloid-beta formation. Lineage: Eukaryota; Metazoa; Arthropoda; Insecta; Diptera; Tephritidae. The record is from RefSeq and is a predicted model, not a curated record. The transcript is spliced from 8 exons. The coding region runs from base 223 to 3057 and encodes 944 amino acids.
AUCAUUUUCUUUAUAAUAUCGAUAAUAUUAUCUUACCAAUAGGUUUAUAUACAUAGAUUUACAAACGCAUUAAAUUUGGGUAAUUUAAACAAUAUAAAAUCUGCAGACCAUGAAAAUAAGGUCCCUAUAGCUUAUUGAUUUUAUCUCGUAUCCGCAUAGAAUGGAGUUGUAAGUUAAUAAGUAUUUCAUGUGUUGAGACUUCCUGAGCUAAAUAUUUGGAUAAUGCUUAGGCAAGAAAAUUUAGCCGCAAAUUUUUGUGGUUUGCUGGCGGCUCAGGGAUUUAAAGAAAAGGCUAUUGAAUGGCGCAUACUUGGACAGGAGCGUGAUGGCUCAAUGCUAACAUCAUGGAUUUUCGAGGAUUUAAAUACGAACGUGCGUGAGACUUGCAUUGGACAUUUUAAUGCAACAGCAAAGACGUUGCGCAUAUUAUACCGAUUUGUAAAAGAAUGUCCGGAAAUUGUGCAAGCCACCAUUAAUGGCGGUAAAACCUUGUUGGCAUACGUUGAGAAAAAAAUGUUUUCCUUUGAAAACGAAGAGGCACGUCUCCACUACCAAGCAUACAUUGUUCAGACGUGUCUUCCAGGUGAAGGUGCAACAGCGAUUCCUUUACUGGAGUCGCCAACACGUCGCCAAGUAAUGGCCCAAUUUUUGUGGCGAAAUGAGAAGGGAUCUGAUAUAAAAACUAGUCAAGAAAAACUACUACUGCUUAUACAUGAGACUUGUAUAAAGCAAUUCGUUUGCAACAUAAAACAUAUGGAAACCGAUGAAAAAAGCCAAACUAGUACAUCGGAAAAUGUAUCGUUAGAUGACACAUUGUUUUUCGAUGCAGGCAUGAUUACUUCCGAGACGAUUGCUAAAAAUUUCAGUUGGGCCCAAUGGGAUUCAGAUAACCAGGCAUUAUACUACAUUCAUCUAAAACCAAAGGCAAAAAGUCUAAGUCUCAUGGAUCGUGAUGAAACGGAGAAAAACAAAGAAAAUGAAUUAAGUCCCACGCUAUCAGCUUUUCAGUUUAAUGAAAAGUUGCCUACAGAGACAGUGCUGAACAUUCCACUAAAUUUGCCAAAAUUACCACAAGGCUCAUUUGACGGCGAACCGAUCUACGAAGACGAUGCUGUUCCUUUGAGAGUGCACGACUCUUCAUUAAAUUUAAUUAUUUUGACUAAUGGCACCGGAAUGUUGUUCGUUUGUCACUACUAUCUUUACCAACCAAUACAACCGAAAAAUGUAGACGAUACACCAGCUGAUGGCGCCGGCCCAUCUCAGAAGGUCAAUGUUCAUUUCGCAUAUUCGGUAACACUUCUACACCAUGGCUGCGUCGUGCAUUGCGUUAUGCCGGGUGUGCCGUGGGAGAAGGCGCGCUUACUUAAGCCAACAUUCGCCCUACAUGGCACCCAUCAUUUGCUAGUAUUCCAGCCGGAUUUAUUUGUCCAUUUAUUAGAUGUGGGCUUGAGUCAUGAACCGUGCUGCCACAUAGUGUGCCCUGCACAUAAUCGCAAUCCGUUGACGCAACUUGUGCCAUGUCAAAAGUGGGGCUCUUUAGCAUAUGAUACCGCAACUUUAGAUCUGGUUUCACUUAGUGUGCCACGUGCGCACUUGAUUGAAGCUUUCCGCAAUGACACAUCUGUUGAUAAUCGUCUUAGCAUUAUUCAUUAUUUCCUGUUGCAUUCCAACGAUAUGGAUGUGCUUGCAGAAUUGUUAGGUAUAAUAAUGGAGAGACCGCUGUCAUUGGAUACUGUAGCAUUGCUGAAAGAAUCUUUGGUGGCGGGUAGUUAUGCCGCAACACUGCGCAGUCUGCCAGCGGACGCGAUAACACUUGCACGAUUUCUACCACUCACGACCGCUGAUGCAACGCGACCCAUACAGGCGCGUGUGGCCGAUAUUAGCGUGGGCUUGUCCCAUGAAAGCCUCUACAACACAACCAUGAUGUUACUAUCGCCUCAUCAACGGUUAUCUCCUUAUAACUCUGAUAUUUGGACGCGCUUAUGGGAACAUUUGAACGAGGCUGAACAGAAGGAGAGACACCGCUUCAAUGCGGAUCAAGUGACCGAAAAGCUUAUGUUUUCGCUAUCGUGCUAUCAACCGGAAGCAUUAUCGCGUUGCACAACACCGUUAACACCAAGUGCAAGCGCGGGAAAUACCUUUAACGAUUUAUCUACGACAAAUAGACGUAGCUGCAGCGAAGUGUUACCCUUUAUCGAGAUGGAGACGUGUACAGCUACAAAACAGGAGCAUGUUAUAUCAGUGAAUAUGCGCGAGUUGAGCGUACACCUAGUUAAGCAUUCCGCCAAACCCAAUACAGGCUUUCGUUGGCUGAAAGAGACCUUUUUCGAGCGUUCUCAGGCACCAGCCCAUGUACAUGCUGUUGUUACGCAGUAUGUGAGCUCACAAUUGGAAUUGUCACGUGCACUAUGUUCUCUCGUUUGUCGCGCGGCCGGACUGAAUGCGCGUCAUGAGACAGCGCGUGGUUUUCAUUUAAUCGAUCAAAUGAACAAAUAUCAACAGUAUUCACUUUUCUUAAUUCUGGAGCGUUAUUGCCUGGCGGUGGAGUCAAUCGCUUUUCCGUUGCCACAGGGUUUUGCUUCCUUCUUCACUUACCUCGGUUAUCGUGCGCUGACUUUCGAGAUGUUCUUGCAAUACGUGGAGAAUCACGUAUUCGAGUUGCAAAUUGAUGUCAUGAAGACAAUUAUUAACGGUAUCGAUGACACGCCGGCGGGUGUUGAAAAGAAACUUUCCUUGCUGUCGGCGCUACCGAAAUCACGUGCUCAGCGCUUAUUAAAGAGUUGGUCACAUCCAGAGAGUUUGAUGAUCCGCGGACGCGAACAUGCAGCUAACAUAUUAUCUGGACAUCCAGUACAACAGCGUGGCGGCAGUGCGGUUGUAAAUGCUAACACGCAAGGGCGCACAUCAUUGAGAAGUGGUAUUGCAGCCGAUACCUUGUCGCCCUUAGAUUCGUUUUUGGAUCUUCUCACCGCCAAGGCAAGCCUAAACGAGUUGGACUACAAUUUACUAAUCGAAACCACAAUUUCAUCAAUGGAGAGAAUUAACCAUAAAGCAUAAGCUAUAUUUUGCAUUUAAUUGUGGAGCAUUCGAAAAAUAUUCGGGUCUGUGCCAUAAAAAUGACGUGUAAUUCCAGCAGCUAACCACGAGGCUUUAAAUUAAGAUUUAUUAAUUAAUCAAUUUGUUAAUUGACGUUUUGUUUUGUCUGCAUGGUAGUUUUUUUGUUUGUUUUUGUAAUCGAGAGAAAUUGUAUCCCGAAAUGGAAUUGAAAUUCUUAAAAUAAUUUAUUUUAGGAAAAGUCUAUUAUUUCUCCGAGCUACAAUUAUUUCAGUAAUAUUUUACAACAAUUUGUUAUUUUUUUCUCUAUACAAGUACAACUAUUAAUUAAUUACUUUUUUAUAGUUUAGAUUUUUAGUACAAACUGUCGGUAUUAUGCCAAACAAGUACUUAAAAUAAAUAAUCCCAUACAUACAUACAUAUAAUAUGUAUAAGAGUA